Molecule: messenger RNA, 724 nt
Organism: Dicrocoelium dendriticum
Lineage: Eukaryota; Metazoa; Platyhelminthes; Trematoda; Plagiorchiida; Dicrocoeliidae
Source: the annotation of a GenBank genome assembly
GUGCAUGUCGGUUAGAACACAGUUUGGCCUUCCAUGUGCCUGAGGUGUUUUGCUUUGUGAUACUUCGGCUAAGAGCCAGUCACUCGACGAAGCAUAAACUUGGAAUAACUUAUUAUGAGCCAUCUUACGCCGCCUGACCCCUUUUGGAAGGGCACGUCGUCCAAGCCAUCCUUAGCAAUUUGGAACCGUUGGAAACGAACCUUCUGUGACUCCUUUGGGUUUUUCACAAUUAUACACCCUCACAUCAAACCUAGUGAAACCCAAUCUACCAAACUACUGAGACAAUACCUCGGUGCAGAAGGUCAACGGUAUUUUGUUGCGUUGCGUUUGUACGAAUGCACAUCCCUGAUGGACUGCUUUAACACGCUGGAUGACCUUUGGGGGCCGCGGCAACAUGUUUUACUGCGCGCCUAAUUUUUUCUUAUUUACGAUUGGGAGAAGAGGAGAGUGUUAAUGAAUUCAUCAGUAGUAUACAACAGUCCCUUCCUGAGUGCCGUUAUAAUAAAAUUCCCGUAACGAAAUUCCAAGCGAUGAUGGCGAUGCAGUGCCUUUUGGAUGGCAUUCGAGACGAUAAAGCUAGAGAGCGUUUGCUGUCAGAAGAUGACAAUAAACUCACUUGGGAAACAGCCUGCUCACUGGUCAGACAAAGGGAAAGGGUUGUGCAAUAAUUAAUUCAGUAUCGAAUCGAUUCUCCAUCAGAUGGCGUCCAUGCGGUUAAAUCUCG